This is a messenger RNA of Paraphaeosphaeria sporulosa, 1062 nucleotides long. RefSeq names its product 20S proteasome subunit beta 7. NCBI's taxonomy places the organism in Eukaryota, Fungi, Ascomycota, Dothideomycetes, Pleosporales, Didymosphaeriaceae. The record is from RefSeq and is a predicted model, not a curated record. The transcript is spliced from 4 exons. Gene Ontology annotation, cellular component: proteasome core complex. Bases 54 to 839 code for a protein of 261 amino acids.
UCUACGAACCCCACCUCCUCUCCUGCUUGACCGCUAAGACCGAAAAUCUCAAGAUGAACCACCUUCCGCAAGCUUGGGGCCGCCCUAGGGACGAUGUGUACGGCGCAUAUGACCACUCGCACUUCCAGACCGCUGCCGGACCAAACCAACACACACAACAGCCCAUUGUCACAGGCACAUCAGUCGUAGCAGCCAAGUUCAAGGAUGGCGUUGUGAUUGCCGCAGACAACCUGGCUUCAUAUGGCUCUCUCGCCCGGUUCACCGACGUCAAGCGUCUACGGAAAUUCAACGAGACGGUGGUGGUGGGGUUCGGCGGCGACGUAUCAGACAUGCAGUACCUCGACCGUCUGCUCAACUCCCUUGACAUCCGAGAGAACUAUGCAAGCAGUGACGACCCGCUGAACGCGAAGAACCUCCACACAUACCUCGCCAAGGUCAUGUACAAGCGUCGCUCCGACUUCAACCCGCUAUGGAACCAUCUCCUGAUCGCAGGGCUAGAUGGAGAGUCGAAGCCCUUCCUCGCCAGCGCCGACUUGCUGGGUACCACCUUUUCGUCACCCACCCUUGCUACCGGCUUCGGAGCGCAUCUUGCACAGCCGAUCAUGAGGAGGACAAUUCCCGAUGAGGCUUCGGUGGAGAACGUUACCAAGGAGGACGCCGUGAAGCUUGUCAAGGAGUGCAUGAAGGUGCUUUUCUACAGGGAUGCCAGGAGUAUGGACAAAUACUCCAUCGCUACCAUCACCAAGGAGGGUGUGGAGCUUCACGAGGACGAGAAGCUGGAGAACCAGAGCUGGGCAUUCGCGGAGCAGAUCAGAGGAUAUGGUACACAAACGGCAUAAGAGAGGCCAGAUGUGAGCCGGAGAUGAAUGAUAUGGAUUGAGGCUGUCGAAUGCGCCGAUGAAACAUUACAUACGUGCUGACAGCUGAAUGAUAGACAUGAAUGCAGUGAACUAAAGCUUGCGAGCGACAUUGUUAGGCCGCUAGCUAUGCCCAUUGGUCUAUCCGCGUAAUGCUACCCUCCUCGAAACCUGUCACAUGCGUUGAACAUAUCAGGGUCGUGCC